AUGUCGACCUACACCGCUACAGAUUUCGACCCUCCGGUGGACUCAGGUAUUCAGGAGCUUCAGGAAGAAAAGGACGGAGCGGUCUGUGCCUAUUGUGGGAGCACCGGAACCCUCCUGGAGUGCUGUCGCUGCCAUGCCACCCUUUGCUACGGGACGCAAACAGACUGCAUCCAGGACGGCUCCAACCUCAUUGACAGUGAGAGUUUUGUGUGCCCCGUCUGUCGGCACCGGGCCCGUGAGCCCCUCGAUUACCGCCUCACUGCAUACGUGGUGCCAGGAACGUACUUCGCCGCGCAGCUGGCACCGCUGUGCCUGAUCACGGCGCACUUUGAUCGCGAGAUGUACUUCGGUAGUCUGGCUCGCACUCAGCUGAGACAGGACUACGGCCAGAUCCCUCUCCUGCUGCACGACUACAGCGUGCGACUGACGGCUGAAGGCCUCGGUUGGAGCCUGACCAACUCGACCGCAUUGGCGAGCGCAUGGUUGGCGAGUAACAGGGCGUCAGCUCCCAUGGUUCUGGUCUCGCUCGAGACACACACCGAUCCGGCGACAGGAUACGUCGCCUAUGGUCGCACCGGUCGCGGUCAAAACUAUGUGGCGAGCGUGCCCGAGGUCGUAUCCAAAGUGCUCGGGCCAAUGUACAACCAACUUCCCCUACUGACGGCCACGCGAGGCCUCGUCCUUUUUUCCUGUGGUGAUGCCGUCACGGUCCCAGAAAGAAUGCACGAGAUAGAAAAUCUCGUUCAAAGGAUGGUGCAGCAAACACUUUGA
Messenger RNA from Fomitopsis serialis, 771 nucleotides. RefSeq lists its product as uncharacterized. The coding region runs from base 1 to 771 and encodes 256 amino acids. The record is from RefSeq and is a predicted model, not a curated record. The transcript has 7 exons. Lineage: Eukaryota; Fungi; Basidiomycota; Agaricomycetes; Polyporales; Fomitopsidaceae.